Molecule: messenger RNA, 1883 nt
Organism: Nomia melanderi (Alkali bee)
Lineage: Eukaryota; Metazoa; Arthropoda; Insecta; Hymenoptera; Halictidae
Product: putative cytochrome P450 301a1, mitochondrial
Molecular function (GO): iron ion binding; monooxygenase activity; oxidoreductase activity, acting on paired donors, with incorporation or reduction of molecular oxygen
Source: RefSeq, a predicted model, not a curated record
GUGAUCCCUUAGCAAUACAGUAUAUUACCUUGUAAGUUGGAAAGUUUGUUGAAAUAAUUAUGAAAGUGAAACAAUAAUAGAAGAGGAAGAUCGGUAUCCUAAUGGUGAUGGUGGGAUUCAGGGAAUCUAUAAAUGUGAAGUCUAUUAUAAAAAGAGAAUGGGGGAGUUUACUGAUCAUUUGAAUUUGAGACUAGUGACUGUGACAAUGGUUGAUAGUUCUUUGUAUAAGUGGAAAUCAAUGUGCUCUGGACAAAAAUGAGCAUAUUAAGCGGCAGAUUCGCCGGAUCCUUAUCAUGCCGCGCCAGACAUUUGGUUAACAUGCGGCGGGCGAUGGAGACGUUGGUCACCGAAAUCGAGGAAUACCAGUUGUCUCGAUGCCGGCCGUACGACGAAAUUCCUGGACCGAAACCUAUUCCUCUCUUAGGCAACACAUGGCGGUUCAUUCCUUUCAUUGGCGACUUCAAGAUCCAGUCGAUAGACCAGGUGUCGAAGCGUCUGCACGAGGAAUACGGGGACAUCGUGAAGAUGGGGGGCCUGCUGGGGAGGCCCGACAUGGUUUUCAUUUACGACGCGAACGAAAUCGAGCGUAUCUUCAGGCAAGAGGAGAGGAUGCCGUACAGGCCGUCGAUGCCGUCCCUCAACUACUACAAGCACGUGCUCCGAAAGGAUUUCUUCCGUGGUAACGCGGGCGUGAUCGCAGUACACGGCGAGGACUGGUACAACUUCCGGAGCAAGGUGCAACAGGUGAUGCUGCAACCGCGGACGGCCAGAAUGUACAUUUCUUCCAUCGAAGAAGCGAGCUUGGCAUUCCUACAAAGGAUAGCGGCGAUACGGGACGAGCACGGCGAGGUGCCCGACGAUUUCCUCAACGAGGUUCACAAAUGGUCCCUCGAAUCCAUCGCACGUGUAGCACUGGACGUUCGACUGGGCUGCCUGGACGAGAAUGCCAACGCGGAGACGCAGGAGCUGAUAGACGCCGUCUGCACGUUCUUCGUCAACGUGGGAGUGCUGGAACUGAAGAUCCCAUUCUGGAAGCUGUUCAACACGCCCACCUGGCUGCAAUACGUGAACGCUUUGGACACUAUCGUCAACACGACUUCUAAGUACACUGCUGCUGCACUUGAGAGGAUACGCCAGGGGAAGGACAAUGCCAAUGAACCUUCCCUUUUGGAGAGGGUAUUGGGGCUUGAAAACGAUACCAAAUUAGCUACCAUCCUAUCCUUGGAUUUGUUCCUAGUUGGAAUUGAUACUACUUCUAACGCGGUGGCAUCAGUACUGUAUCAACUGGCUCUACACCCAGACAAGCAGAAUACAGCAUAUGAUGAAGUCUGCAACGUGCUUCCCAGUGAGAACAUGCUGAUCGAAGGGAAACACUUGGACCAAUUGAAAUACUUGAAAGCAUGCAUCAAAGAAACUCUGAGGAUGUACCCAGUUGUAAUUGGCAAUGGACGCUGCAUGACGAAAGACACGGUGAUCAACGGAUACCAAGUGCCCAAAGGAGUGCAAGUGGUGUUUCAGCAUUACGUGAUAAGCAAUUUGGACAAGUACUUUCCGCGAAGCAAGGAGUUCCUUCCAGAGAGAUGGCUGCAGGCGAGCGGCGUGCGUCACAGUUUCGCCUCGCUUCCUUUCGGAUAUGGCAGAAGAAUGUGCCUAGGCCGUCGAUUCGCUGAACUGGAAAUGCUGGUAGUCAUUAGCAAGAUACUUCAACGUUACAAGUUAGAAUAUCACCAUGAGAAGCUAGAGUAUUACAUCAACCCCAUGUACACGCCGAAGGGACCAUUAAAUUUGAAAUUCAUUGAUAGGUAACCGUAUUGAGGCAGCCGACAAUACACGGCACUUCAAUUAUUUAUUUGUAUAUGUACAAAAGUGUGAAAAGGAAUAAA